AUGAAAAUUUGGAUAUUUUCACUUUUUUCUGCUAUUCUCGCAUUCCCUACUGAAUUUCCGCCCGAUCCAGAGCUUGAGUUGGAUUUUCUAGGCAUUGCGAAACGUUGGGAUUACUAUGCGGAGGAACAUUUUGUGACAACCGAUGAUGGAUACAUUUUGAGGGUUCAUCGAAUUCCGAACAGACGCUUCCAAACGGGUGUCCCGAAUUGUCUCCGUCCAACGGUCUUUCUUCAACAUGGAAUGGAGGGAUCAUCCGCUUCAUGGAUUCUCAAUUUACCCGAUCAGAGUGCAGGAUUUGUCUUUGCCGAUGCUGGCUUUGAUGUUUGGAUUGGGAACUUUCGCGGAAAUGUGUAUGCGAAGAAUCACACCAAGUUGGAUCCAACGAGUCACGAGUUUUGGCAAUUCUCAUGGGAUCAGAUGGGCUCACAAGACCUCCCAGCAAUGCUAAAGUAUGUAAUUGGGCAAACGGGCGCUCAGCAACUCUACUACGUCGCUCACAGUAUGGGAACGAUGGCCGCUUUCGCCGAGUUCUCACACAAUCACGAUUUGGAGGCGCUUGUCCGCGAGUUCUACGCUCUUGGCCCGGUAGCUUCAGUGGCUCAUAUCAAAGGCUUGCUGGCAUGGAUGGCUGACCGAUAUCAACUCAUUCAAGAGCUUCUCGAUGUUCUUGGAAUCGACCAAUUCUUGCCACCGAGCUUUUUAACGGAAAUCAUCGCCGAAGACGUUUGCGAAGAUGCGGAUACGUAUAAAGUGUGCGAUAAUUUAUUGUUCUUGAUCUCGGGAACAAGCCAGCAGCUUAAUGAGACUCGAGUCCCAGUCUAUUUAAAUCACAUGCCGGCGGCGGCUGAGAACCAAAAACACUAUGGACAGCCAGUUCCACCCGAGUACCACGUUGAGGACAUGACCCUUCCCGUUCAUCUCUAUUGGGGCUACAAUGAUACCCUGGCUGAUCCACAAGAUGUUCAGGAAUUCGACAAACCGUUGGCUGGUGAGUACAAAGCGAAAUUCUUCUCGGCUGAUGGAGAGAACAGUGCCGCUUUCACUGUCACUGUUGGAGAUGCCCCCGAAUUCCACGAUAAGCCUCAUAUUGUUCAAAGGGAUGGCGGAAACGUUAUUGUGAUCAAAGUGCGUGCAAAAUCUCAUCUCGAGAUGAAGGCUGAAUGGUUCAAGGAUGACAAGCCUGUUAAAUGUAACGAUCGAGUGAAAGCUGUUGUGAAGAAAGACGAUAAGGACAAGGACGGCUAUCAAUUCCUCUUGGAGAUCACGGGUCCAAUCAAAGAGGAUGAAGCCAAAUACAAAUGUGUCGUCAAGAACUCCGAGGGUCAAAACCAGCAAAGUUUCCCAGCAAUUGUCUACCUGGCUUUGAAUCGAACCAUUCAACGAGAGGUUGGUCACAUGUUGGGUCUUUACAAGAUCAACUGCUUGCGAACGACGAAGAUUCUCCCAAGCGCCUCGGCUCCCGAACACACCUCUUCUCUACAUAUC
Molecule: messenger RNA, 1485 nt
Organism: Mesorhabditis belari
Lineage: Eukaryota; Metazoa; Nematoda; Chromadorea; Rhabditida; Rhabditidae
Source: the annotation of a GenBank genome assembly